Messenger RNA from Symbiodinium necroappetens, 1107 nucleotides. Lineage: Eukaryota; Dinophyceae; Suessiales; Symbiodiniaceae. The record is from the annotation of a GenBank genome assembly.
AUGAGGAGGCUCCGGCAUCCUGUGGCGAUAAGUGCGCCGAAUGUGGGUGGAACCUCGAGGGCCUUAAGAGCUAACUUCCCAUCCAAAUUAGCCUUGUCAUCUUCGUCCGACGGAGUGGUCCAUGUUGUUAACCUGAACGCCGACGGUGAGAGCCUGCAUGCGCUGAAGAGCCUCCCAGGGCACAUGGAUGAGGUGGCCUGGGCAUUUGUAGACUGGGGAAGCGAGCGCAACGAAGCCAUUCGGGCUUGCACUAUCUCAGUGGAACGAGACGUUUUGUUCUGGGACGUAGCUUGGUCCCAGUUGCGGCUUCUGCCGGAGGAGGUGGCCGAGAGAUCCGAGAGCGAUGAGGAGAAGGGGCAUCCAUUCUGGCAUCCCCGACGGCUUACCAAGGGUCAUCAGUAUCGAGCACGGGUGGCGGCUUACGAUGCCACAGCCCGACACCACCAGAUCAGCGCGCUGACGGGUUCUGCUGAUGGGCUGGUUCAUUGUUGGAGUUUGGAUGUUAUGGAUCAUGACCAUCUACACCAGUAUUGCAGCCCGCUGGCUGGACAUACGGAUCAGGUGACAAGCCUUGCAGCAGACUUUGGCGGCGACCUGGCCCUGAGCGGUUCUUGUGACAAGACUCUACGCAUGUGGAAUCUCCGGGGCCAGUUCUGCGAAGGCGUGCUCAGGGGACACCAAGGCAGCAUCCGGACCAUGGUAGCAGACUGGACGCAGAAGAGAGCCAUAAGCACUUCGAUGGACAGUGUGCAUGUCUGGGAUUUGGGUCCGAAGGAGUCCAGGGAUAGACGGCCUACGGCGACGCUUCAGGUACAGAGUGGCGUCUGUGAAACGCUGGCAGCAUUCUCAGCUGGAUCCGCAGCCUUCGUGAGCCGACUUGGCUGCAUUGAGUUUUGGGACUUGGACCCCUCGGUCCGGAUGUAUUCGCUUCAAUGCCACCCUGGCACCUUGUUUGCGGUUCACUUGGGACUCGCAGGCCAAGCCGAGGCUGUAAACGAGCAUUGCGAGACUGAGACGGAGGACAUGGCAUCACUGGCAUGGAUGGGCACCUUGAUGCCAGCAUUGGCUGGAUCUGGUGCAGCGGGAUGGUCGAGAACAGUGCUUUAA